UUCUACUCUUGUCGACCACUCCUUUCCCUCUCUUCAAAACACACACACACACACUCUCUCUCUCUCUCUCACUUAAUAAAUCACACACAGUCAAGCGAAUCCGGCGGCGGCAAUGGCGGAGGAAGGCGGCGGCGAGGAGUACCUCUUCAAGAUAGUCGUGAUCGGCGAUUCAGCCGUGGGGAAAUCCAACCUUCUCUCGCGCUUCGCCAGGGACGAGUUCGACCACAACUCCAAAGCCACCAUAGGAGUCGAGUUCCAGACGCAGGUGGUCCAGGUCGACGGCAAGGAGGUCAAGGCGCAGGUCUGGGACACCGCCGGCCAGGAGCGCUUCCGCGCCGUCACCUCCGCCUACUACCGCGGCGCCGUCGGCGCGCUCAUUGUCUACGAUAUCACCAGGAAGACCACUUUCGAGAGCACCAAACGCUGGCUCGAUGAGCUCAAUACUCACUGUGACACUGCGGUGGCAAGGAUGCUUGUGGGGAACAAGUGCGAUUUGGAUGACAUCAGGGAGGUGAGUGUGGAGGAGGGGAAGAGCCUCGCUGAAGAAGAAGGCUUGUUCUUCAUAGAGACCUCAGCCCUCGACGCCACCAAUGUGAUGAAGGCGUUUGAGAUCGUCAUACACGAGAUCUAUGACAAGGUUAGCCGCAAGAUACUCAGCUCAGACUCGUACAAGGCCGACCUCUCGGUUAACCGGGUCAGCCUGGCCAACGGGGUUGACUUGUCAAAGCAGAACAGCGGCGUGAUGUCUUGCUGCUCGAGAUGAGCUCCAGUAUGUUCCUCUUACCCGGAUCUCUUUCUUCUUUCUGUCUCCCUCUUGAGCUGCUUCUUGCAUUAUUAUUUUUAUUUUCAAUUAUAUGCUGUCGUGAAACAUGGAAAUGAAGUUUAUUUAUGUUUAUGAAAUAAUCAUAUGAUGGAUUUGUCCUA
Messenger RNA from Salvia hispanica, 924 nucleotides. Its product is annotated as ras-related protein RABA5b-like. The record is from RefSeq and is a predicted model, not a curated record. Gene Ontology annotation, molecular function: GTPase activity; GTP binding. Lineage: Eukaryota; Viridiplantae; Streptophyta; Magnoliopsida; Lamiales; Lamiaceae.